Messenger RNA from Fraxinus pennsylvanica, 729 nucleotides. The record is from the annotation of a GenBank genome assembly. Lineage: Eukaryota; Viridiplantae; Streptophyta; Magnoliopsida; Lamiales; Oleaceae.
AUGGAAAAGGGUGGAGCACGGCAGCAACUUCCAGAAAAUCGACCUCUGUGGGAAGUUCUCAUAUUUAACUACCCAACAAAGAAUGCAGCUGGGAAUGUGAUAUUCAAGCUUCACCAUUCACUUGGAGAUGGCUAUUCUAUAAUGGGAGCGCUUCUGUCUUGUCUACAAAGACUUGACAACCCUUCUAUGCCAUUAACGUUCCCAUCGCGCCAGUCUAACUCAAAGCCUUAUCGUCACAGCCCUGGUUUUCUUAGGCUCAUGAAUCGAUAUUUUUCAGGGUUGAUUAACACUGCAUAUGAUUUCGGAUGUAGUCUCUUGAAGAGCACUUUGAUUGAAGACGAUAAAUCAUCAAUUAGAUCCGGGCAUGGAGUUGAGAGUGGACCAUUCGCUAUAACUACAACUGCAUUUUCCAUUGAACACAUUAAGCAAAUAAAGACCAAACUUCAAGUGGCAACUGCUCGAUACAUCUAUGGCACAUUAAAUAAUUCAAGCCUGAUGAUAUCAAAUAUGAUUGGGCCGGUGGAACAAAUGUCUUUAGCUAGUAUCCCAAUUAAAGGAUUGUACUUUACGGUGCCUGGAGUACCGCAGAGUCUUCAAGUAACAAUGGUGAGUUAUGCGGAAAAGCUGAGAAUUGGCAUGUCAGUGGAGAAAGGUUUCAUUGAUCCGAACAAGUUCAAGUCAUGCAUUGAAUAUGCCUUUGAGGCAAUUUCCAAAGCAGCACUAGAGUGA